UAUUCCAUCUGCUGAGCAGGAAACUGCUUGUAUUCCUGGCAACCACUUCUCAGACGGUAAUGCUCUUCAACAACUGGCGUAGCCAUCCUAAAGACCAACGUUCGUGUGGCUAUCCCAACGACGUCCCGAGAACAUGGAUUCCAAAGAAGAUGGCACCGUGGAGAACCCCAUCAACAGAGAACCAGACACGCAGCGUUUAGUCCAAAGCUUCCUGACACCAUCCAAAGACCACGAGUUGUCCAAACCACAAGCAUACGACCGCAACCACGGACCAAUACAGCACAUCGAUGCAUCGACGCACAAAGUAACGAUCAAAUCCGACUCGAUCCCAACGACCUCGCAAGUCGUACCGAAGAGGCUCGAUCUCGUUUUGACCGUGGACGACCUCAGAUCCAAGUUCUCACAGCAUACAGUGACAUGUGCACUUCAAUGCGCAGGGAAUCGACGACACGAGAUGCGGAGCCGCGUAAAGGAGGUGAGCGGGGUGGACUGGGGUGACGGCGCAGUUAUGAACGCCGAAUGGACGGGCCCGCUUCUACGAGAUGUUCUCACCUCCGCGGGUCUGAUCGAGCAGGAGGAUGAGAAGGAGUAUGAGGGUCUUCAUGUCCAGAUGGAAUGCAAUGCAACAAAGGUCCAGGAUGACGAGUGGUACGGAUCCAGUGUGCCCUUGGCCGUGGCCAUGGACAGGGAGAGAGAGGUCAUUCUCGCUUUGGAGAUGAAUGGCACCCUGCUGCCCGCCCGCCACGGUGCGCCGGUCCGGAGUAUAAUCCCCGGCAUCAUCGGGGCGCGAAGCGUGAAGUGGCUGGACAAGAUCGUCAUCUCGCCUCGCGAGUCGCAGAAUCACUACCAACAGCACGACUACAAGGUCCUGCCUCCCGAGGCCACGUCGCCUGAAAAGGCAGAGGAGCUGGGCGUGUGGGACAGUACACCUGCGAUGCAGGAUAAUCCGAUCAAUUCGAUCGUUGCCGUUCCAGCCAAGGAUGGUGAUGAACUGAGAAGGGACGGUCGGGGAAGAGUGAAGAUAGCAGGGUAUGCGAUCCCUCAAGGCAAGGACGGGCCGGUUGAAAAGGUCGAAGUGAGUAUUGACGAGGGAAAGAAUUGGGUCGGGGCGAGGCUGUUGGAUGAUGGGGAUGAGAAUACAACGCAUCCGAGCAAUAUGCACAAGGGCAAGGCCAGGGGAAAGUAUAGUUGGGUGCUAUGGGAAGUCGAGAUCGAAGUUGAUGGGCCAAAAGAGGAUGUGAAUAUUUGGAGCAAAGCGACGGACCGCGGUGGCAAUACGAUGAAGGAAGACCAGCCCGAGGGGGACUGGAAUUUGAGAGGUGUUGGGUAUAAUGCUGUGCAGGGACGGACGGGCGUGAGGAUCCUUUGAUAGCACAAACGAAGGGGAGAGGAGGCGGAAGCUCAGGACAGGCUUACAGAUUGGAUGCCGACUUCCACCGAUUGUAUAUUAUUGCCUUUUUAAGUCAACCAUCCUUUCU
Messenger RNA from Exophiala xenobiotica, 1478 nucleotides. RefSeq lists its product as uncharacterized. NCBI's taxonomy places the organism in Eukaryota, Fungi, Ascomycota, Eurotiomycetes, Chaetothyriales, Herpotrichiellaceae. The transcript is spliced from 4 exons. The record is from RefSeq and is a predicted model, not a curated record. Gene Ontology annotation, molecular function: molybdenum ion binding; oxidoreductase activity. Bases 134 to 1369 code for a protein of 411 amino acids. Gene Ontology annotation, cellular component: mitochondrion.